Messenger RNA from Phaeodactylum tricornutum CCAP 1055/1, 1204 nucleotides. RefSeq lists its product with no specific name. The record is from RefSeq and is a predicted model, not a curated record. Bases 67 to 948 code for a protein of 293 amino acids. Lineage: Eukaryota; Bacillariophyta; Bacillariophyceae; Surirellales; Neidiaceae. The transcript has 2 exons.
UUUCAUGGCUACAAGGACUUGUAGUUGAUCCCUCUUCCAUUUCCAAUAGCAUUUCCCGGUAAAGCCAUGGCGGAAGAGACGACUACUCGCAGCUUGGGUACGGUCAAGGCCACCCUAACGGCAUACCAGACGCUGAACAACAUUGGCAAGAAUCCACUCAACGACGACGGAACGGUUGGUGGCGAAGAGUCGGACAGUCUCGUCACCCGACCGCAUCUCGGCAUUGUCGGAAGCGUCGCCGUGGCGGGGUUACUCGCAGCGAUUGCCAGUUUUGUCCUCGUGACGGCGCAUUUGGUAGAUUUAGCCUCCGUCACGCUCAUGCUCAUCGCCCCGCUCGUCGUCGUACAAAAGCACAUGCUUCGCAAGCUGGGAGGAAUGCGAGGAUUACAAAAUUCCCUGAGACAGAGCGCUAAUCGUUUCAUGCAGCAAAACUUGACUCUCCACAUGUCUGUCAGUAAGCUUUCGCACAAUGUCGAAAGCCUCUCUAAAGUUGAAGGGAAACUCCAGGGUAUUGCCGAAAAGUCUGGCACAAAGGUCGACCAUCUGUUUGACACGGUUAAGGAGAACGGUGAAAUUCAGAAACAUAUAAAAAAAGCUUUGGAAACGAAGGUUAUGCAGCAGAUAAUGACGGCUUGUCUUCAAGUCGACCGCGAUCGCAAUUUCACUCUCGGGCCGCAAGAAGUUAAGAUCCUCGAGAUGCGUUUGAGCAACAUCCCUGGUGUCAUUUUUGAUAAGACCCGGUUCGACGCAUUUUUGCAAUCCGACCAGGGGGAACUGGCAUUGUCCGACGUUUGUGGUAUCGCCCGUGUAUUGCGGGACAACUCUGUCCCGGAAGCGCAACGGAUUUUUCGGUUCGCUCCCCAAAAGGUGCUCCAGCAGGGGAAAGCCUCGUCGCCGCGGAGGGGGCUAUUUGGUAUGGGCAGUGCCAGACACGAUCUGGUGCCUUAGUCGAGCCCACCCGUGGGCAUCAGCAUCGUGCUUGGACCAUACCAUGACAAUUGAGCGGCUCAGCAUGCUAUAACUAUCUAUUUAAAGAGGCGAUGAAUGAUUGUUCUGUCCCUCUCGUAUGGUUGUGGAUGAUUUAAAAGCUCAUCUCAUUUCGAUGGUUCAAGGGACACAAACUAGUUAACUCUUGUUCGAGGGACUCGCAUUUUCCGAUCCUAUUGCAUAGCAUUAGUAAGAAUAGAGUGAUCUACUUAUCUCU